AUAAAGAUCUACAAGCCACGCCCACUUUCUGUAGCAGUUGUCAAGAGGAAAGAGGGAGAUGCUUUCUGACAUGAUCUCAACAAAGUCUUGAUAAGAGACUCAGAGAGCUAGCUGGACGUACUGAAUGAGCUGGUAGAACAGUGUUCCCGCUGUACACAUAGAACCAACUGUGUGAGUAGUCCCUACGUGUGUGUGUGUGUGUGUGUGUAGAGAUGACACUGCUUGGUGUUGGUUUACCUCGGAGAGGGUCUCUCUUCAGGAAACUCAUGAUUGGAGGCAUUCUCAUGUUCAUCUCGUGUUGGAUAACUGUGCUCAUGCUGCAGAACUCUGCUGACAGCAGUGUAUCAAACACUGGUAGAUCACAAGACCACAAACUGCCCUAUAUGCCAGCGCAUAAUAAUGUCCCAAGAGACGAGAAUGUUUAUAUUAAGAAGAACUCCACUGUUAAACAGCAGCAAGACUCAGUAGGUAAAAACACUCCACAUUUUCCGAGAAAAACUCUCCUUUCAACAAGAGAACACUCGGCCACCAACAAAACAAAUCAAAACACUACCAUUAAAGCCGCACACAAGUCUGUCCCUAGAAUUGACUCUAUUCCAAGCAUGAACGGCCCCAACUCAGUAGAAUUGCUGAGGAAGAAAUUGGUGACUUUAAACAGAGAGGAAAGAAUUCUCAAUGCCGAUAAAUUUGCUCCCCUGGGGAAUGAUGAUAUUAUACUGAUUGUUCAAGUCCACAAGAGAGUAGCGUAUCUACGGCAACUGUUAGACUCCCUGAGAGCUGCUCGGGGCGUGGAGGAGGUGCUCCUGGUUGUCAGCAGUGACUACUACUAUGAGGAGAUGAAUCAAAUAGUGGAGUCUGUGGAUUUUUGCAAG
Molecule: messenger RNA, 872 nt
Organism: Halichondria panicea
Lineage: Eukaryota; Metazoa; Porifera; Demospongiae; Suberitida; Halichondriidae
Product: alpha-1,6-mannosyl-glycoprotein 2-beta-N-acetylglucosaminyltransferase-like
Biological process (GO): protein N-linked glycosylation; oligosaccharide biosynthetic process
Cellular component (GO): Golgi stack; Golgi membrane
Molecular function (GO): alpha-1,6-mannosylglycoprotein 2-beta-N-acetylglucosaminyltransferase activity
Source: RefSeq, a predicted model, not a curated record